UUCUUUUCUCAGUUCUCCACCAAGAUACUCUGAAACACGCAACAGACUUAGCCACCACAGAGCUAAAGAUUCAUGUGGGCCAUCAUCACUCCUCAUUCUCCAAUUUUCUUAUUUUUUUUAUAGAUACACAGACCCAGAAACGUUGUUCCAAGAGACGCACAAUCUCCAUGGAGGCCGUGAGGUCGAAUCUUGAUUGUAAUACUCUGUCAGCACUAUCUCGGGUCUCCAAGUUUUCCUCAAAACCCACAUCCAGACUGUUGUUUUCUUGCCCUUUAUCGAGAUCAAACACCUGGAGGAAGAGGGAUUUGGGGCUGAAGAUUGUUGGGUGUUUGGACCAGAAAAGGGUCGUCUCAGAAGCCAAGAGUGAAUUUUUAUUAGCUCUGAAUGGAGAUUUAGUUAAAAGUGUUGGUCGAGUAGUGCUUGGUUUUGCUGCUGCCGUGUCUUUGUGUUGUGAUUCGCCGGCUUUCGCAGAGUCUCUCACUGUCGCUUUCCCUGUUUCUCACACGCGUGAGGUGAAUACUGUUCAAAGAACUCUAGUGGAGGCAUGGGGAUUGAUUAGAGAGACUUUCAUAGAUCCAACUUUCAAUCAUCAGGAUUGGGACUUGAAACUGCAGCAGACAAUGGUGGAGAUGUUUCCACUGAGAUCAGAAGAUGCAGCAUACAACAAAAUCAAGGGGAUGCUUUCCACUCUUGGAGAUCCUUUUACGCGCAUAAUCAGUCCGAAGGAAUAUCAAAGUUUUAGAAUAGGAAGCGAUGGAAACUUGCAGGGCGUUGGCUUAUUCAUCAACGUUGAACCAAAGACUGGGCACCUGGUUGUGUUAUCAUGCAUCGAGAACAGCCCAGCUGCACGUGCUGGUAUACACGAAGGAGACGAGCUAAUGGAAAUAAAUGGCGAAAGACUCGAUGGAGUUGCAAGUGAAGCAGCUGCCCAAAAGCUCAGGGGACGUGUUGGAACAACUGUUACAGUAAAAGUCCACAGUGUUAAUGAUUCGGGAAGUUCGUGUAUCAGAGAGGUUAAAAUACCUCGUGAAGUUAUUAAGCUUUCGCCCAUAUCUAGUGCCAUCAUUCCUCACAAAGCGCCUGACGGGCAUCUUUCAAAGACCGGAUAUGUAAAGUUGUCAACCUUUUCUCAGACUGCUGCCGUGGAGAUGGAAAACACGGUCCAUGAGAUGGAGAGUCAAGGUGUCCAAUCAUACAUAUUGGAUCUCAGAAACAAUCCGGGCGGUUUGGUAAAAGCAGGACUCGACGUUGCUCAGAUUUGGCUAGACGGGACAGAGACUCUAGUGAACACUAUUGACAGAGAUGGCAAUAUGAUACCUAUCAGUAUGAUCGACGGGCAUGCUAUAACACACGAUCCACUAGUCGUCCUUGUGAACGAAGGGAGUGCAAGUGCAAGCGAGAUUCUUGCAGGCGCACUCCACGACAACGGCCGAGCAAUCCUGGUGGGGCAUCGAACUUUUGGGAAAGGGAAAAUACAGAGCGUGACGGAGCUACACGAUGGAUCGGCCCUUUUCGUUACAGUUGCCAAGUAUUUGUCGCCAGCACUUCACGACAUCGACCAGGUUGGCAUAACACCAGACGUACAAUGCACAACUGACUUUCUGAAUUCACCAAAAGACUCAUUCAAGAACGGGAACUCAGAUUCUUCCCUAGAGACCGAUUCUUGUAUCCUGGUCGCCGAGCAUCAGCUUGAUGUUCAAGAAUCCAAAGGCUCAGCUUCUUGAUAAGUGAUUAUGAGGUAAACCAAGCUCGGUUUCAGCUUGAUUAACCUUGAAGAUAGCAUAAGUUAAAAGCAGCUUGUAGAUAAGUUUGUGAAUAUGUGAUGUUAGCCUGAUAGCAAAACUUAUUGUAAACAGUAUCCGGACAUAUUGGCCUUAGUAAGUUAACCAAAGGGCUUGUCAGAAAAUCAUCUCUUUGAUGUAAUGGACAGCAUAUGAUGUUUCUUUAUGAAAGGUUAUCAUCAGUACUUGAAUAACAGACUGAUGUCUCUUCAGUUAGUUUAUCAUAUGUUAGCUUAUUCUAAUAUUUUCUAAUAAAUAAAAUGGUAAAUACCUCUUUAACCAACAUAAAUAUAAGUUGACAAACAUCCGGACAUCUAAUUAAGAUUGUAGGAAAUGUUGACCUUUUUGCUUGAACUAACUAAUUGAUAAUGUUUUCCACAUUGACAGUUUCAAUAUCGAUAUCAUUUACUAUAUUUUACUAGUAUAUUACAAAACAUCGAAAUCCAUAACCUUCUUAUUAGUCAUGCAUCAUAUCGCAUCAGUACAAUAUUUCGACAAUAUAUAUACACGUAUAAGAAAGACAUAAUAAACGACUGACAAUCACUCCAUCACACCAACAAAGCAAUAGCCAAACGUAUAUACUAUAUGCAUAUGCAUAGUAAACUCAUGACUCAAUGCACAAAACUCCGAAUUCAUUGAGAAAACAAAAUAGCAAUAAAAGAAAAUAAAAUCGGCGAAAAGAUAAGCGUAUCAGAAAUUGAUAGUCGGAAGGCAUUUCCUGCAUCCAUCGCCGGCAAAGGCGCCAUUGCACCAUCUUGCGCGGUGACCGUAGACAAAAGUACAAUCA
Messenger RNA from Sesamum indicum (sesame), 2568 nucleotides. Its product is annotated as Peptidase S41 family protein. The record is from RefSeq and is a predicted model, not a curated record. Gene Ontology annotation, biological process: proteolysis. Lineage: Eukaryota; Viridiplantae; Streptophyta; Magnoliopsida; Lamiales; Pedaliaceae. Gene Ontology annotation, molecular function: protein binding; serine-type peptidase activity; endopeptidase activity.